This is a messenger RNA of Gossypium raimondii (Peruvian cotton), 2216 nucleotides long. Its product is annotated as transcription initiation factor TFIID subunit 12b. Gene Ontology annotation, biological process: RNA polymerase II preinitiation complex assembly; DNA-templated transcription initiation. The transcript is spliced from 9 exons. Lineage: Eukaryota; Viridiplantae; Streptophyta; Magnoliopsida; Malvales; Malvaceae. Gene Ontology annotation, molecular function: protein heterodimerization activity; TBP-class protein binding; DNA binding. Gene Ontology annotation, cellular component: transcription factor TFIID complex; SAGA complex; SLIK (SAGA-like) complex. The record is from RefSeq and is a predicted model, not a curated record. The coding region runs from base 80 to 1951 and encodes 623 amino acids.
AAUAAUUAAAUAAAAAAUUCUCAAUUCCACCAUGGAUUAACAAAAUUCGAGCUCCCCAAAAGGAAACAUCAACAAAGCCAUGGCUGAAACUACUUCUUCAACAUCAUCCCCCAAGCAUCUCCAGUCGCCAAAUCCCUUGUUGAUGGACCCUUCAUCAUCGGUUCCGACACCGCCACCGCCAUCGGCGGCGGCGUCAAAUAUUAACCCGACGCAGACGGCGACGCCGCUAACAGCCCCAUCUCCGACAACGACACCAACAACAAAUCCCUCAAUUGAUCCCUCACUGCAAAAUUUGCAGCAGCAGCAGCAAAUCUCGCAAAUUUCGUCUCCGCCUCUUUCAAAUCUCGCCCAACAACAACAACAACAGCAAAUCUUGCAACAACAAACGCAACAAGGUGUUGGGGGUUUAUCAAAUUUUCAAAUGCAGCAAAGCCUUCAAAGAUCACCGUCUAUUUCACGCAUUAAUCAACUCCAACAACAACAACAACAACAACAAAGCCAGCAGCAACAACAGCAACAGUCUCAAUAUGGCAACGUUUUAAGACAACAAGCUGGGUUGUAUGGGCAAAUGAAUUUUGGUGGGUCAGCUUCAAUUCAAGCAAACCAACAACAAAAUCAACAGAUGGGCAAUCCUAAUUUAUCAAGGUCAGCUUUGAUUGGGCAAAGUGGUCAUUUGCCUAUGCUCGGUGGUGCAGCUGCCGCCGCCGCUGCUCAGUAUAAUUAUCAGUCUCAGCUUUUAGCUUCGCCGAGGCAGAAAGCUGGGUUGGUACAAGGGUCUCAGUUUCAUGCAGGAAAUCCAACCGGGCAAUCUUUGCAUGGGAUGCAGGCAAUGGGGAUGAUGAAUUUGAGCUCACAUUUAAGGGCUAAUGGAGCUCUUUAUGCUCAACAGCAGAUGAAUCAGGGACAGAUGAGGCAGCAGUUAUCGCAACAAACUCAACUCACAUCUCCUCAGGUUCAAAGCUUACAAAGAACAUCAUCUCAGGCAUUUAUAAACCCCCAGUUAUCAGGGCUGGCUCAGAAUGGACAACCGGGUAUGAUGCAGAACUCUCUCUUGCAGCAACAGUUGUUGAAGCAAAUACCGUCAAUAUCUGGUCCAGGGUCAACUCCCUUCCGCCUUCAGAGGCAGUCACAAGUUCUCUUGCAACAGCAACUGCCUUUUUCUUCUCCUCAGUUGCAAAAUUCUAUGGGCUUGAAUCCUCAACAAUUGUCUCAGCUCGUACAACAACAAUCACAAAUGGGACAUCCUCAAAUGCAGCAGCCACAGCAACAACUACAGCAGCAGCUGCAACAACAACCUCAACAGCAAUUACAACCACAACAAUCACCAUUGCAUCAGCAACAACAGCAAUCUCCGAGGAUGCCCGGACCUGCAGGCCAGAAAACUCUCAGUUUAACUGGAUCACAGCCCAAUGCAACUGCAUCUGGUACAACCACACCUGGGGGAAGUUCAAGCCAAGGAACUGAAGCGACCAAUCAACUUCUCGGAAAAAGAAAGAUACAAGAUCUAGUUUCACAGGUUGAUUCGCAAGGAAAGCUGGAACCAGAAGUUGAAGAUCUACUUCUGGAGAUUGCUGAUGAUUUCAUAGACUCUGUGACUACAUUUGCAUGCAGUUUGGCAAAGCAUCGGAAAUCUUCAACAUUAGAGUCCAAGGAUAUCUUGCUACAUUUAGAGAAAAACUGGCGUUUGACUAUUCCAGGAUUUUCUAGCGAAGAGCGGAACCAAACAAGACCGUUAUCGAGUGACCUCCACAAGAAGCGUCUUGAGAUGAUACGGGCACUGAUGGAAUCGUCACAUCCCGAAAUAAAUGCAAAUAAUCCUAAAGAAAUGAUAAGACAAGGACUCGGCAACCCAGUUGGUGCAAACAAUUUAAUGAGACCUUCACCGAGUUCCGAGCAGUUGGUUUCACAAGCAGCUGGUUCACAAAUGCUGCAGCAAAUAACACGGUAUUGAUGGAAAGAAGUUGCCAUUCAUAAUUUGCACCCGGAUUCCUUGUUUAUGGCUACAUUGUAGGUUUUAUAUAGUAACUGAAGUUUAAGCUCUAAUGGAUUGACAAAAAGCUGUAAUUACCUGGUAAGUAUCAUAAGACAUUGAACUAUUGAAAAAUGAUUUUACACCAUUUUAGACCUUUUAAUUUAUCAUUUUCCUAUUCAUGAUUUAUAUUGUAAGUGUAUUUUAUGAAUGGAGUCUAUAAAAGCGAGUCUGUUCCCCGGUUUAA